Messenger RNA from Pseudo-nitzschia multistriata, 4718 nucleotides. The record is from the annotation of a GenBank genome assembly. NCBI's taxonomy places the organism in Eukaryota, Bacillariophyta, Bacillariophyceae, Bacillariales, Bacillariaceae.
UUUAGUCACGCUGUACGUUAUAGUGGCUACUCCACCGACGAUAUCAUGGGGAAAUCCAAGUCUAAAAAGGGUGGCAGCAAGGGAGCUGCCCCUCCUGCCAAGAAAUGUCUCUGUGAACACUUAUACAAAUGCGAUUGCGGGAAUCGACCGGAACGUCCUAGUAAGGGGCAUCGAUGGAAUCCCGAGACCCAGGAGUGGGGUGGAAAGGGUCACAAGCAAAAGGGAGGAUCCGGUCAAACAUCAGUUGUGGGCCAGGAGGCAAAAAUCACUGCGAAGGGAAAGACAGAGCUUGCUCAAUGGCAGAAACUUCCAUCCGGCAUUUUGAAAGAGUACUGCCAGAAACAAAAAAGACCGCCCCCGAAAUUCAAGGAACUCUUGAAUGACAGGCACUCAAAACCAAAUAAAUUCAAAUCUAGAGUCAUAGUACCAGAUCCGAAAACUAAUCGAGACAAGGAUCUAAUUUUUAUCCCAGCAAAGCAUGUCGCAAACGAGGAGCAAGCCAAAGAGGAAGCCGCAUUGCUGGCAUUGUUGCACCUUACGCCAAAACUUCCACACGAACGGAAAUUGCCAGAGCCAUAUCGAACUACAUGGAUGGCUGCGGUCGAGUCGCUGAAAAAUAGUAAAGCAAGUGGCACUCAAAGUGCUGAGACAAAUACAGCUAUAAAGGGACAAAGCAACAAUAACAAGAAAGGCGGCGACAAAGGUAGUCGCAAGGAACCCCUAAAGAAUGGAGGUGCCUCUGCCAAUACAAACUUGAGCCUUGGUWCCUCCUUCACAAGUUUAUCCGAAAAGCGCCUAAAUGCUGAUCAAAGACGACAUGCACGAAACGCAAGAAUUCGGAAACACGAAGCUGUCAGAAUGGCCAAUCGCGAUCAUCCUGUAUUUUUGUCGGCUAGGUUGCGAGAGCAGAUUCAAAAAAUUCUUCGCGGCGAUUUUGCAAGUUUGCUUAACGAAGAGAAGGAUGACGAAGAUAGUCCAGAACUAGACAYAUUUGAUUCGGAUUUGCAGGCUUACGUCGAAGAAAGACUUCAUCACGAAGGAUUUACCAAACGACAAGCUAGGACGGCGUUUGCCCAAAAGGGAARAGCAAAAACAGUUGGCGAAGAUCAAUGGGAGCAUAUCUACGAAGAUUGUUUGCAAUGGCUUUGUAUCCAUCUGGAAGAACACCAACUUCCAGAAGGGUUCGAUCCCAGAGGCGCCACUCUGGAAGUCGUAAAGGCUGGCACCAAUAGCGAUAGUAAGAAUUCAACUGAGGCUUUGGCAAUCGCCGCAAGAUUUGGAAUAUCUACCAAGGACUCCAAUUGGUUAUUGCAACAGCAGAAAGAACACAGCAGUCGAAGCUUGGAAAGCUUAUUCUGGGAACAGAUCUGCAAGAUUGCUAAUGUCGAAUUAUCCGGAGGAAAUAAUGGAAGCGACGAGGACGAAAACAGGGAAGUGGCUGCAGAAGAAUUCGAAGCCGUUCAAGCUAUGUUCGAUUCGGAUUGUAAAUUCAAACMUGAUCCGGGCGGCAAAUCCUCAACUCUCACUAUCAAACUACCCGAAAUGAUUGAUAUACAUAUGUCAUACAUUCCCGGGAAAUAUCCUUCUAUGUACCCAAAACACGUUCUUUCGAUUGGGAAAUGGGAACGGCCCGUAGGGGUUGCCUUUCAUGUUGAAAUGGCCAAAUUUUUGUCGGGCAUGACAUUGGGAGAUCCGAUGUUCUUUGAAAUUUACGGGGAGCAGCAGAACCUGUUUCAAACCAUUGACGAAUUACCUCUUUUGCCGCUGUCAUCUACGUCUCUUCCAAAAUCAAUCAACAAAUCAUCCGGAUCGUCAACGCCAACGUCAUCGACGUUAUUGACGGAGAAAAGCCCUCUCAAGAGGACAGCAUUAUCAAUGAGAAAACGGCCAAAAGCUCGCAGCGUCUUCUGGUCAACUUUACCYACUGAAACAACUCCGGCCACUCCCUUUAAUUGGAGCACUUCUAUGGAGCGGCAAAGAAAAGCCCUUCCGGCUUGGAAAGCGAGAACUGACUUCUUAACCAAGCUGAAGAAAUCAAGCGAGUCUUCAAGAGUAGUGCUUGUAACAGGUGACACAGGUUGCGGAAAGACCACACAAAUACCGCAAUUCAUUCUAGAAGAAAAUCCUGACACUGCCAAAAUUGUUGUUGCCCAGCCUCGUCGACUUGCGGUAAGUUAUAGUGUGGCAAUGAUGUUCAGUAGCCUGAAUUGGUUUUGACAGGAAUGRCUCUYAUACUCUUSUYUUCCUCUCACUUKAAAUCAACAAAAAWAAAAAGGCAACUGGAGUAGCUGCUCGAGUAGCUGACGAACGAGGUGAAACGCAAACCGGUACCGGUAGUGUUGGAUACGUUGUACGUGGAGAUUCAGCCUUCUGCAAAGAUACACGGCUGUUAUUCUGCACGUUUGGUAUUUUACUGAGACAACUUCAGUCCGAMGGAGCAUUGGAUUCUAUCACUCACAUCGUGAUUGAUGAAGUCCACGAACGAAAUUUAGACGGCGAUGUACUAAUGGGUUUAUURAGAGAAGCGCUUAARACUGUACCUCAUCUCAAAGUAAUUCUAAUGAGUGCUACCCUCGAUGCUGACAGAUUUGCAGCAUAUUGGGGGAAUGCUCCUCGGAUGCACAUACCCGGACGUACUUUUCCUGUCGAAGACUUCAUGUUGGAAGACGUUCUUGAAAAGACUGGWUAUAAUCCACCAAAAAAGAAGAGGAAACACGGUGGUUUCAAUAGAAAUGCUGGAGGAAAUAGGAGAUCAACAGCAUGGAAUGAUUCGGAAAUAUCGGAUGAUGAAAUGGAGGACSACCAUGAAGACGAAUCCACGCUGGAGAAAAAUKCUUCUGAAAAUAAAGUUAAACAGCCCGAGGUUCCGCUUGAAGAGAGAGUGAAACGCGUUGACCAAACUAGUGUUGACUACUAUUUACUUGGUUUCCUUGUGAAAUAUAUUGUCCAGACAAACCAAAUGGGAAGUGAUGGUUCCAUCUUAGUCUUUUUGCAAGGGGUUGGAGAGAUUUCACAGGCUCAGACUGUCGUUGCGAAUAUAACGAAAGGCAUGUCAAUCUUAUUAUUGCCUCUGCAUGGGUCACUGCAACCUCAAGAACAAAGAAAAAUAUUCAGGAAAACGCCAGGUCAGGUGAAAGUCAUUUUGAGUACRAAUGUGGCGGAAACAUCRAUCACUAUUCCCGACUGUACUGUUGUCAUUGAUUCUUGUCGAGAGAAGCAAUCAUCUUACGAUCCUGUAAACCGAAUGCCACUAUUGCUCGAUCACUUUGCAUCGAAAGCAUCACUWAAACAGCGUCGAGGUCGAGCUGGGCGUGUUCGAAAAGGAAAAUGUUACAAGCUAAUCUCGAGAGAUACUCACUCAARACUACCAGAUCAUACUGCUCCUGAGAUCAGCCGGUGUGCACUUGAUCAGACUCUGUUGUCGUUACUGUUUCUUGGAGCCGAAGACGGAAGUGGGAAWUUUUUACAAAAUUUGCUUGAUCCGCCCAGUGCAGCAUCUGUCAAGUCUGCCGCAWCGAGCCUACAGAAAUUGGGCGCUCUAGAGGAAGCGGGACCUGGUAAGCUUAUGCUUUCCCCAUUGGGAAUGCAUUUAGCAGGCAUUCCGGCACCUCCAACAAUUGGAAAAUGUAAGUUUUCGAUCCAUUCAAAGAAGUGGACUACAAUUAUACGCCACUUUUUCCUCACGUUUUGCUUGAAUUGCUCUUCGUUAUGUGCAGUACUCAUCAUGGGGUCUAUUUUAGGAUGCCAAACAGGUGCACUAGCCAUGGCUGCAGGGCUGAGCGUUGGACGAUCGCCUUUUUUGAAGAUUGAUGGACGGUCAAACGAUGAGAGAAAUCAAUCGAUUUUGCAAGAAAGAGCAAAACUUUUCGACACYUGUGGCAACAGUGAUCAUAGUAUGAUUGCAGCGGCAUUCAUGAAUUGGAAAAAGACGCCAAACGGUGCUGGGAGGAAAAAACGAUAUUGUGAAUCUCUAGGUUUGAGCUUCAAUGGAAUGAGAGACAUAAAUCAGCUUGUGCAGCAGUAUAGCUCUUCUUUAUCUAGAUCUGGAUUUCCAGCUUCGGUGGAAUCUGAUAGGAAUUCUCAGUCGUGGAGAGUCCUUCGUACGUGUGCCAUAGCAUCYAUGGCUCCAGAGCAGCUGGUGCGGGUGUAUCGACCCUCAACAAAGUACGAAGAAACAGCAGAGGGUGCGAAGUUGAAGGAAGGCGAAGCGAAAGGGCACAAGUUUUAUAUACGAACGGAAGAUAGCAAUGACACUGAAAAACGAUCCGAGGAAAGAGUAUUUUUGCACCCGUCGUCGGCCAUGUUUUCCGUUGGAUCGUAUAGCUGCCCAUGGCUUGUCUUCCAUUCCAUGGUUCGGACRUCCAAACCCUUUCUUCGUGAUGCGACCGAGUGCAGUUCCUAUGCCUUGCUCCUUUUCGGAGGGGCACUUACGGUAGAAGCUCGAAAUAGUGUGAUUCACGUCGAUGGAUGGGUUCGUUURUCAGCAAAUGCGAGGAUUGSAGCGCUCAUCCAGGGACUAAGGUCAAAGAUGGACGAACUGCUUCAGAAGAAAAUCGAYAAGCCGAACAUUUCGAUCUCAGAGACACCCGAGAUGAAACUAAUUGUGAAGCUUCUCAUCACUGACGGUCUUGGAUAAUUCAGUAAGGAUUUUCCCACACAAAUSAUAGAACGAAAUGGUAUAUUUACACUCUUUAUUUAAAUAGAGUUCUUCYUUUCAU